AUUAAGAGUUCAUGACCUCCAUGACUCAGCGAUUCGUAUUCUAUCUUUGCAUUUUUUUAAGAGAAUAGUUUAUGGUUUUUAAUAUCAAUCCACUGAGAAUACCCUGUGUUCCCAAAUUUUACUCUCCAAGCAAGGUUUGGCACCAUGAUUUUUAGUGUGCCUAAACAAAUUUCAGUGUUACCAUGGCGACCACAUCCGCGCAGAUCCGUAUCAUGAGCGCCAUGAGCGUGGAUGGUUACAUCUCCACCCAGGACGGGGGGGUGGCCUGGUUGGACCAGUUUAAUGAUGUGGACACCGGUUACGAUGACUUCCUCAAACAGAUCGAGACCGUGGUGAUGGGACGGACGACCUACGAACAGGUUCGUGGUUUCGACUGUCCUUGGCCUUACGCAACCAAGAAAGCCGUGAUCCUCACCACAAAAAACCUGACCGACCUCCCCACCGAACAGACCACGUGCUAUUCCGGAAACGUACGCGACCUAGCCGACAACCUACUGAAGACCACGACGACAGGUGACAUCUGGUUGGUCGGUGGGCGGAUGGUCACCCAGGCGUUUCUGGACGCGAAUCUCGUGGACGUGAUAGAACUGUAUGUGAUGCCUGUGAUGUUGUACCGGGGAAUCCGCAUGUUUGAGCCGUCAGAAAAUACACCAAGCGUUUGGACCAAUCUGAAACUGACAGAGAGUAAGACUUUCCCAAAUGGUGUGGUUAAACUUGUUUACAACAAGGCAGAAGUGUCAUAGAAUCUGUAACACUACUAGUUCACCUUUAUCCGUGGGGUAACCUAUUUAUGUUGUAUUUUAUGAGAACACUGGUAGUUUAGGAUUAUCAGUUCGAUGGAAGGUGAUUUCAAAUUGCAAUAUUUUCGAAAAAUUGCAGUUUGAGACUACCGUCCAUUCUUUUAACAUUCCUAAAUACCCUGCUUUUAAAAACAACGGAUUUAGGUUACCUCGCAGAUAAAGGUGAACCUAAGGAUUAUGUGUUUAGUGUUUUGAAAUCAAUCCUAUAUGCCUGUACAGGCCAUACCAUCUAAUUUGUUGUUCUAAUGCCAAUUAAAAUUUGUACUCAGAUUAUUCAGAAAAAAAUAUAUCAUGGAAUAAUAAGCCCCAAAAAAGGAAAGAAAAUAAUUUGCAAAAAAAAAGUCUGGAGUAAAGUGUGCCGUGUUCAAUGUAUAACAGCUAGGAUAUAAAAACCCUCUCCAGGAAUAUGUCACUGACAAAUUGGCUGUCUGAAACAUUUGUCAAUGACUGUUUCCAAAAUCAUAUCCAGUUACUUGAGGAACUACUUUUUGGCAUAUCUUAUUACCUGGAUGUCUAACCUUCAUUGACGUACCUUAUAUAAAGAAAUUAACUUUUCAGCUUGAAAAAAUACUGUACACCCUGUAUGGGCAAAAUCAUUUAAAAUACAGUUUAAUGAUUGUACAAUUAUAUUAUGUACUGGACCAGGUGUCCUUUAUGAAUAAAACAAAAUUA
This is a messenger RNA of Branchiostoma floridae (Florida lancelet), 1472 nucleotides long. RefSeq lists its product as uncharacterized. The coding region runs from base 183 to 743 and encodes 186 amino acids. The transcript is spliced from 3 exons. The record is from RefSeq and is a predicted model, not a curated record. NCBI's taxonomy places the organism in Eukaryota, Metazoa, Chordata, Leptocardii, Amphioxiformes, Branchiostomatidae. Gene Ontology annotation, molecular function: 5-amino-6-(5-phosphoribosylamino)uracil reductase activity. Gene Ontology annotation, biological process: riboflavin biosynthetic process.